AUGCUUAUUGACGAACUGGACGAAGACGUUGUGAGAGAAGGUAUAAGCAUGGUAGAGUCCGUCGUUUCGCCGUCAUCUGACCUAGUCGUGGGAGAUCUAGUCAAAGCACCCUCCAACGUGCUGACCACUCCGCUCAUGCUUGGCAAGCUGGUGGUGGCGAACGACUGGACACUGGAAGUUUCGGUGCAAUGCGCGAGCCUUGGAAAGGCUAAAGAGCCCAAUCCGCCUAGAAAGCAUGCAACAAAUGCCCAUCUGAAUGUCAUCAUAACGUGCGUGGACAAGUUAAAGGCUGCCGCGAGAGAAUAA
This is a messenger RNA of Dacryopinax primogenitus, 306 nucleotides long. RefSeq lists its product as uncharacterized. The transcript has a single exon. NCBI's taxonomy places the organism in Eukaryota, Fungi, Basidiomycota, Dacrymycetes, Dacrymycetales, Dacrymycetaceae. The record is from RefSeq and is a predicted model, not a curated record. Bases 1 to 306 code for a protein of 101 amino acids.